AUGGCUCACUCCUCUGACUACCACAACCAUAGGGAAAUGACCAACGGGCGAGGACAUCCUCUCCCCCACCCUCAUAAUGGGGGAGGCUACCCUCACCCCCACAAUGGGGGCCAGGCUGGGGGAUCCCACUCGACAAACCGCUACAUGCAGAAGAAGCAUCACCGCCACAGGGGAGGCAGGUCCUCACCCAUGGGCAGAGUCAUCCUCAUCAACUCUCCUGUCGAUGGUGGGGAUGACUGUGAAGACCUCCACACAGUGACAGUAGAUAAGAGUGCAGACGGCCGUCUGGGAUUCAGUGUUAGAGGUGGUUCAGAACACGGACUCAGCAUCUUUGUCAGCAAGAUAGAGGAUGACAGCUCUGCAGAGCAGGCAGGUCUCUGUGUAGGGGACAAGCUGGUGGAGGUGAAUGGUAUCAGCCUGGAAAGCAUCACUAUGAGCAGUGCUGUGAAGGUCCUGACGGGGAACAACAGGCUGAGGAUGGUCGUGAGACGUGUGGGGAAAGUCCCUGGUAUACGCUACUCCAAGGAGAAGACUACAUGGGUGGAUCUGAUCCAGAGGCGUAUGGUAGUAGAGGAGAGUGGUCGUACUCCUUCAGAUGCCAGUUCAGACAGUGUUCUCCGUAGGAUGGUUCACCUCUACACAACCUCAGAUGACUACUGCCUGGGAUUCAACAUCAGAGGGGGCAAAGAGUUCGGACUGGGCAUCUACGUCUCUAAGUUGGACCCUGGGGGUCUGGCGGAGCAGCACGGCAUCAAGAUGGGCGACCAGAUCCUGGCAGCCAAUGGGGUGAGCUUUGAUGGCAUCACCCAUAGCAAUGCCGUGGAAGUUCUGAAGAGCCACACCCACAUCAUGCUGACCAUCAGGGAGGCAGGAAGAUACCCUGCAUACAAAGAGAUGGUGGCUGAAUACAGCUGGCUCAGCAAAAUGGCCAAUGGAGGGCCUCCGUCCUCUUCCCAGGGCUCUGACUCUUACUCCUCGGCCUCCUCCCUGUCUUCCACCCCCCUCAGCUCCCUUAGUGGUCUCUCCCAGGUCCUCUUCCCCCCCGCCUUUGGCUCUGACAUGGUGGACGUCUGCAUCUCCACUGAGGACCGCUCUCGCCGCACCAGCAACUCCGAACGCACCGCAGAGACCGCCAUGCAGACUGACCUACACCCCCCCUUGGACUCUAACGCAUCCCUCUUGCCUCAUGGAAGGCUGGUUGCCAUGGAAACCAGCCGGACGCUAGGCGCCACUGUGUUUUUGAAGGACACACCAAUUCGGGGGAAAGGAGAGGGUCCUGUGGAAAGGGGAGGGGCUGGAGAUGGGGGAAGGGGCAAAAGGGGGAUGUUGUCACCAGGGGAACAGGACGUGGCGCAGGACUCCCCGAAAACGGCGGUGCUUAUGGCCCUGAGCAGACCGAGAAAGCCCAUCAGACGAUCCCAGAGCCAUAUCACAGUUACAGAGGACAAGCAGAAGAAGAAGAAGCAGGGAAAGGAGAAGAGUGCAGGAGAGAGAGAGGGCAGCAAGACCCUGCAGCGCUCCAAGACCUUCGUCAGCCUCCUUUUUAAGAGAGAUGCACGGAGAGACAUGUCCGGGAACAGGAGAGAGAGAGACACAUCACGGGACAGUAGAGAGACAGGGACAGGGGACUCCCACAGGGGUCGAUUUAAAUCACCCUCCCACCAUGCUGACAAGGAUAAAGAGAGGGGUCGUCCGUUCCAGCUGUUGACGUCUCCAAGGGAGACCCGUGCUGGGUUGAAGGACAGCAGCCCCCUGCUUCACCCUGAGACCCUGGGAGAAGUGGAGAACAUGGCCAGGAAACUGCUCAGUCAGGACGAGGUCACUGCAGUCAUGAGACACUGUAAGCGGUUUAUGUUGGAGUGUGUGGUGGAGGAUCUAGUACACCCUCUACUGGCCAUACUGGACCGACCUGAGAAACUACUACUGAUACGAGAGAUCAGGAUGCUGAUCCCUCCUACAGAGCUGGGCCGUUUUGACAGUAUUGUCAUGCCCUUUGAACUGGAGGCCUACGACAUACUGAAGAGCCGCUCAUUGAGGUCUCCUGUCCUGCGCUCUCGUCGCAGUGGAACCCCUCGACGACACCUCAUCACCCCCAUACCAGACUACCAUGGUGGUUUCCAGCUUCAGCCAGCCAAGGACUUGGGGAGAGACCAUCAGCUGAUGGAAGACCUAGAGAGACUACGUGUGUCUGGCCUCCAGGAUGGUCUCCUGCCCCCUUCCCGCGCUUUCACCCCCCUCUUGGAUGUCCCCAUGGACAGCUACACCCACCACACCCUACGCUCACGCUCUCCGAGCCCCUCACCCCCCAACUGGCUCCUCACAGAAUCCCCACACACUACCAGACGCCAACCCCAAACCAGCCACUCUCCAAAUAGGCGAGACAAUGGUUUGUCCUGGCCCCGGCACUAUGAUGAGACCUCAUUGCUGUCGGAAGAUACCACUCUGGAGCGGGGGAGGUCGCCGGUGAGGAACAAACAUAAUGGAAGGGUCAGGAGGGACCAAUGGGAGGGCGGCCCUGAGAGGAAGCGAGGGAUGGCCGAGGGGUACAUGGAGGUGAGAGUACACUUACCCCCCAGGAACAUUCAACCCACCCAGGCUCAGGUGCUUGAGCCUCCCCCACAGGACCGAAGCCCCUCGACAGGGAGGGAGAGGGUGGGACAAGGCCAGAGAGGGAAGGUGAAGCAAGCGAACAGACUUUCGCCAGGACGGUCGCAGAAUGGUCACCAUGGAAACGCAACACCUGGAGCCAUUCAGGAGUAUGAGAUCACCACGGUGACCAUCUCCAAAUCAAAACAGUCUCUGGGUAUCAGUAUCUCAGGUGGGAUGGAGUCCAAGGUGCAGCCUGUGAUCAAGAUAGAGAAGAUCUUUCCAGGAGGAGCUGCCUCUACCAGUGAUGUUCUGAAGGCUGGGUAUGAGCUGGUGUCGGUGGACGGUGAGUCUCUGCAGCGUGUGACCCAUCUUCAUGCGGUGGACGUAAUUCGCCGGGCGUUCAGCAACAAGGCCAAAGACUCCAUGGUGUUCAUCGUCAAGGUCCCCAAGGGGCCCUAAGAACCCAAAGAGCCCUGCUGACUAGCCCACUGUCAGGCUUACAUAAAUACUACAACCUGAGUACUACAGGCCUGUCAAAAAGGAUGCUCCGAGGUGCAGUUCACCAACCCACUUUGUCUUGAAAUGGAAAUGAAUGAAACGCUGGUGUUCAAACCAGAACGUUGUCAGAUACGAGUAUGUGGAUUUACAGAAGAUGAGGAUUCGUCUGAUGCAGAUGGUUCGGAAUGGAAGGGAAUGGUCUACUCACAGAGGAGCGGAAGGUACCUCUUACACUGACCAAUACGCUUGCUUCUCCUCUAGGGCAAAAGGGACAAUGUUUCCAUAGAAAACAGGAAAUACUGCUAAAACAAAAUGCAGGCAAGCAAUGUCUCUCACCACUCGCACGCAGGAAGUAUAACCCCCCCUAUACGCACAGUUCCAGGGACCAUUUCAGUCCACCACGGUCCUGCCAGAGAGAGAGUUAUUACUGUGUUCAACGUCAUGAGGUUUAUAGUCCAGAUUAAGCCUCUGUAUUAUAGUUGUGGUUUAGUGGAUGUCUAGGGGAUUAGUACAAAUUGCAGCUCUGUUUAAAACUGUAUUUCUGGCAAACAGAGGUCAUGUCUCUGGAGCAGGAUGCCACUUUAGAUGCUUCAUUACAUAGGCUUGUGGACUGAGCCUGAACAGACAUGUGGAGGAGAUGGAGGAAAACCUAAAUGAUGUACAGGAUGUGAGGACCAGUGGCUUAAACUAAGGUUGGGUUGAGAGGCAGAGGGGCUAAGACUGGGGUGAAGAGAGAGGGACUGUCUGGGUCUGGGAAGGGUGGAUGAAGGGCUAAUGUUAGGUCAAGGGUUAAUAUUAGGUUAAGUUUAGGUCCCUAACUCCCUGGAAUCACCAGAGUGUACAGUGCACCACGUAUAGUUCCUGACCUUUAUGAGCGGCAGAGGGCCUGAGAGGUGCUUACAUAUGACUUGCUGUAGGGCUAGAAUGUCUGGCUGGUGACAAAUGCUGCUGUAAAGCUCAAUGGCAGUAUGGUCGGCUAAGCUUCUGUUAUUUAUAUAUAUGUAUAUGUGUUUAUAUAUGUAUGUAUGUAUGUGUGUGUGUGUGUGUGUGUGUGUGUGUGUGUGUGUGUGUGUGUGUGUGUGUGUGUGUGUGUGUGUGUGUGUGUGUGUGUGUGUGU
Molecule: messenger RNA, 4204 nt
Organism: Oncorhynchus keta (chum salmon)
Lineage: Eukaryota; Metazoa; Chordata; Actinopteri; Salmoniformes; Salmonidae
Product: PDZ domain-containing protein 7-like
Exons: 15
Coding region: 1-3048 (1015 amino acids)
Biological process (GO): auditory receptor cell stereocilium organization; sensory perception of sound
Cellular component (GO): cilium; stereocilia ankle link complex; stereocilium tip
Molecular function (GO): protein binding
Source: RefSeq, a predicted model, not a curated record